UAAGUUCAGUUACUUGUUGCGGGCUGUACGUUUCGCAUGUGUCACCGGAGUAAGGUCCAUCGUAAAAGAGAAAACUUAAUUAAGUGCGAUUGUUAUCCUUCCGAUUAAGGAUUAAUUAAUUAUGUCGACGACAAUUAAGGAAGCGGGAACGACGACAAUGGAUCCAUUGCCGUCGACUGAUUCAACGUCAACGGUGGCCAAUGCGAUUACUCAGACAGUCCAGUUCAUAAUUAGCAGCACAACAUCAACACCAAAGCCACCAAGUAGUUCCCACAGCAUCGCCAGUACUGCCUCACUAACCACGAUGCCAACGACAGCAGCAGCAACAACAGCAGCAACUACUGCAGAGCUAGCAUCAGCAGCAACCACAGCAGCUACAACAACAGCAACAGCAGCAAUAGGCAUUGAGAAGCUCAGCGUGAGCGAUUUAAGCACAGCUCUGCAACAUUUUGGAAUUGUUGAUUAUAUUGUUUUCAUUGCCAUGUUGGUGGUCUGUGCCGUAAUUGGCUUCUAUUUCGGAUUCAUCGAAAAGAAACAGAAAAAGGAAAAGGGCCAAGUGCCCACCGAUGAGAAGGAUGGCGAUGGCGCUGGCGCUGCUGGCAACGAGGAGCGUCGCGGUUCGGAAGCAUUGGAUUACUUGGUUGGUGGACGGAAAAUGAAAGUGUUUCCGGUCGCGCUGUCACUGGUGGCUAGUUUUGUUUCGGGCAUUUCUUUGCUGGGCACAUCAACGGAGAUCUACGUCUACGGUACCCAAUAUGCAUUCAUACUCAUCACGCUGGCCAUAUCGGGAUUGAUAUCGUGGUACAUCUUUUUGCCCGUUUUCUGCAAUCUGCAGUUGACAUCCAGCUAUGAGUACUUUGAGAGACGUUUCAGCCGGCGUAUGCGUUUAUUUGGUGCCUCCCUUUUCGUCCUCAAGGCGAUCAUCUGGCUGCCGAUUGCCGUUUAUGUGCCAGCUCUGACCUUUAACCAAGUCAGCGGAAUUGGUGUUCACACCAUUACGCCGAUUGUGAUUAUCAUCUGUACUUUUUACACCACGGUCGGUGGUAUCAAGGGAGUAGUCUGGACGGAUGUUGUGCAAAGUACUAUUAUGUAUGGCUCUCUGAUAGUUAUUAUGGUCAAGGGAACGAUGGAUCUGGGUGGCAUUGAUGUUGUCUGGCAGCGAAAUUCGGAUGGUGGUCGUCUCAAUGCACCCGAAUGGACUUUGGAUCCCACAGUGCGCUUGAGCGUUUUUUCAGUGUUUGUGGGCGGCACAUUGUUCAAGCUGCAGAGCACGUCCAUUAAUCAGGCCACCAUACAGCGCUUCAUGUCCUUGCCUUCGCUUAAGGAAAUCAAACAUACGCUUUACAUCUUUAGCAUUGGUCUGACCCUUCUUUAUUUGGGGUGUGUUUAUGUGGGUCUUGUGUGCUAUGCCACCUACUACGAUUGCGAUCCAAUGAGCACUGGCUUGGCCGGACGUCGUGAUCAGUUGGUCCCCUUGUUGGUAAUGCGAGUGCUGGGAGUUGUGCCCGGUCUGCCAGGUCUCUUCGUAUCCGCUGUCUUCAGUGCUGCACUUAGCUCACUUUCGACGUUACUUAAUUCUUUGUCUGCCGUUAUUCUGGAGGACUUUGUGAAGCCACGCAUGAAGAAUAAGCCUAUGACGGAGCGCACAGUAGCCUUGACGAUGCGACUUGUUGUGGUCAUAUUUGGUAUUAGUUCCAUAUUUAUGGUGUAUGUAGUCGAGCAUUUGGGCAUGGUGCUGCAGCUGUCAGCAACACUUCAAUCGAGCUUGUAUGGACCCAUGUUGGGCAUCUUUACCGUGGGCAUGUUGAUGCCUUGGGUAGGCGAAAAGAGUAUGUUUUUCAGCAGCAUAAUAUCGUUUAGCAUCAUGGCUUGGAUUGCAGUCAAUGCACAGAUUGCCAAUUUUACUGGCACUUUCCGUCACACGAAGCUGCCAGUUUCUGUUGAGAAUUGCGACUAUGAAUUCGAUAUGAAUCGCUACCUCAAUUCGACUUCUGAAUAUGAGCCUCACAGCGGCACUUCGAUAUACCACAUGUCAUUCUUGAUGUAUACGAUGAUGGGCUCCUCUUUGAAUAUUAUAAUCUCAAACCUGGCCACAUUCAUUUUUGGCCGUCAGGAUGUGAAUUCGGUUGAUAUUGAGCUUCUGGCACCAUUUCUUCAACGUCGCUUCCGAAAGAACAAGGAAUACGAUGCAGUACCCAUGAAACAGCGACCAUUUGUAGAAGUUGAACAGUCACACUAAGGUCGAAAAAAUAUUGCAAGGCAUUUAAACCUUUCAAACUUUAAAUCUUUCAUUCUUCACAACUUGCUUAUAUUGUUCUUUAAUGCAUUUAUUAGUAUAAUGAAUGGAACAUUUAAGAAUACUUUAUCUAGGCACAAUAAUAUGGAAAUAAUUUAUUUAAAUAUUUUUGUGUAAUUUUGUCUAACAUGUUUUACACUGGCCAGUUUUAAAGGUUGAGGGAAAAAUGUAAACAGAGGCUUUUGUACUCUUUAAUUAAAUAUAAUAAUAAAUUUGUACAACAUUCAAUUUAUAAAAUCAUAAUAAUUUUGUCAUACUUAAAACACUUUGUCGA
Messenger RNA from Drosophila albomicans, 2570 nucleotides. RefSeq names its product sodium-coupled monocarboxylate transporter 1 (gene kumpel). The record is from RefSeq and is a predicted model, not a curated record. Gene Ontology annotation, biological process: transmembrane transport; sodium ion transport. NCBI's taxonomy places the organism in Eukaryota, Metazoa, Arthropoda, Insecta, Diptera, Drosophilidae. Gene Ontology annotation, cellular component: membrane. Gene Ontology annotation, molecular function: symporter activity. The transcript is spliced from 9 exons. Bases 122 to 2239 code for a protein of 705 amino acids.